Girardinichthys multiradiatus is the source of this 8580-nucleotide messenger RNA. RefSeq names its product Rho GTPase activating protein 5 (gene arhgap5). NCBI's taxonomy places the organism in Eukaryota, Metazoa, Chordata, Actinopteri, Cyprinodontiformes, Goodeidae. The record is from RefSeq and is a predicted model, not a curated record. Gene Ontology annotation, biological process: signal transduction. The transcript is spliced from 7 exons. The coding region runs from base 490 to 5013 and encodes 1507 amino acids.
GCCAUUGCCGCUUGGCAGUGCUGUUGGGAGAGAAGGAGGAAGUCCGCAAAGCCAGUUUUCAGUGGAUACCAUCCUAAUAGUGACAGCCUGCUAAAAUAAGGACAUGUCGGUAGUAAUGACCUAAGAGGACAACGCCUUCAAUAAAACCUGACCUGAAUUUUUCGAAGAACUCCGGUGUGCGCAGACUACAGACCUAAACGUUUUUUUUUUUUUUACCUUCGAAUGUGGAUAUGCCUCCAUCUGCUUUCCGUGGUAUAUGGAUCUGGGAGCCACCAUGUUAUUAGGAAGGUGAUAAAAGAAGACACUGGUCGCUGUAACCCAGCUCAAGGAAUAGUCUCGAAAAGAAGUGAGACCAAUUUGGAGGAAAAGAUUUAGUAAAGCCAAGAUGAAAAUGUCCAGCCCCCAAACCGACUGAGCAGCUGAACUGGAAUGAUAUCUUGAUCUAUUUUUCCUAAUAGUAACCAAUUUAGCAAUGAGUGGGCAUAUAUAAUGGCCAAGAAUAAGGAUGCACGCUCCCUGACAUUUUCCGUCAGUGUGGUUGGCCUCUCUGGGACUGAAAAAGAAAAGGGUAACUGUGGUGUGGGCAAGUCCUGCCUAUGCAAUCGAUAUGUGCGCCCAGAUGCAGACAAUUACUACUCUGAGCACACAUCAGUGCUUAGUACAAUAGACUUUGGUGGACGUGUUGUCAACAAUGACCACUUUCUUUACUGGGGGGAAGUGAACAUUAGGGGAGAGGAGGGUUUCGACUGUAAAAUCCAAGUCAUUGAGCAAACUGAGUUCAUUGAUGAUCAAACAUUUCUUCCUCAUCGAAGUACAAAUCUACAGCCAUAUACCAAACGAGCUGCAGCAACUAAACUCCAGUCAGCAGAGAAGCUUAUGUACAUCUGCACAGACCAGCUUGGCUUGGAGCAGGACUUUGACCAAAGGCAGAUGCCUGAUGGAAAGCUGAACAUUGAUGGCUUUGUGCUCUGUGUUGAUGUUAGCAAGGGUUGCAAUAGGAAAUUUGAUGACCAAAUUAAGUUUAUUAACAGCCUUUACUCACAAAUCGUUAAGUCAAAAAAACCUAUUGUUGUUGCUGCUUCAAAGUGUGAUGAGUGUGUAGACCAGCAUUUGAGGGACCUGCAGAUGUUUGUGGCCAGCAAGAAGAACCUGAUGCUAAUUGAGACAUCAGCACGUUUUAAUGUCAACAUAGAGCACUGCUUCAGUGCCCUUAUCCAACAGAUUGAUAAAACAAGAGGAAAGCCUAAAACUAUACCAUACCUGGAUGCCUAUAAAAAUCACCGACAGCUUGUUGCUUCAGUAACAGACAGAUUUGAGAAAUUAAUGGUACAAACAGUGAGAGACUAUCAUAUCACAUGGAAAACAGUCUUAAGUACUUUGAAGGGUCAACCAGACUAUGAUGAGUUUAUCACAUUGGAGGGAUCCCGGAAAGCACGCAACAUGUUCACAAAGCACAUUUCACAUCUGAAGCAAGAGCACAUUAAACGCAGACGUGAGGAGUACUUGACAACACUUCCAAAAACCCUUAACAAUAUUUUCUGUAGUCUGGAAGAAGUUGAACACCUGUCAUGGCCUGAGGCACAGACUAUAAUCCGCAACCGGCACGAUUUCCCGUGUUGGUUUGUGGUACUGGAUCAUACACCGUGGGAUGAGACAGACCACAUUGAUAAUAGUGAUCGCAGAAUACCUUUUGACCUCCUCGAUACACCUGAUGGGGAUAGAAUUUAUUAUACCCAUGUCCAGCACCUGUUAUCUGAGAAAAGAAGGGUAGAGAUGAAAGAUAGAUUUAAGAAGACUCUGGAAAGGGUUCAUUUUAUCAGUCCAGGGCAACCCUGGGAAGAAGUCAUGUGUUUUGUCAUGGAAGAUGAGGCCUACAAGUACAUCACUGAAUCUGAUCGAAAGGAUGUUUACUGUAGGCACCAGCAAGAAAUAGUUGAAAAGGCCAAAGAGGAUUUUCAGGAAAUGUUGUUUGAGCAUGCUGAGCUGUUUUAUGACCUGGACCUGAAUGCAACUCCCAGUUGUGACAAGAUGACAGAAAUUCACAGUGUACUCAAUGAAGAGCCCAGAUACAGAGCACUUCAGAAACUUGCCCCAGACAGAGAGUCACUACUCCUUAAACAUAUUGGGUUUGUCUACCAUCCCACUAAGGAGACGUGCUUAAGUGGACAGAACUGCAUAGAUCUGAAAGUAGAGCAGGUUUUGGCUAAUAGGCUGGUGCAGCUUGACCAUGGAUGCUCAAAUCUCCACUAUAGCAGUGCCAACAUUGAUAAGAUCAAUCUCUGCCUUCUUGGAAAAGAUGGUCUUUCACAAGAACUAGCAAAUGAGAUCCGAGCUCAGUCCACAGAUGAUGAGUACACACUUGAUGGUAAAAUUUAUGAACUGGAGCUUCUUCCUGUGGAUGUCAACUCCACUCUGCUUUUCAGCCACACAUGGGUCGCCACAUUCAAGCCUCACGGCUGCUUUUGUGUAUUUAACUCCAUAGAGUCUCUCAACUGCAUUGGUGAUUGCAUUGGUAGGAUCAGAGCUGAGAUGGCACAGAAUCGACGUGAUCAGUUCACUCAGCCACUCCCAUUUAUACUCAUUCUUUCAAGUCAGAGAGACAGUGUUUGCAAAAACAUACCUAUUCUGAGGCACCAAGGCCAACAGCUUGCAAACAAGUUGCAGUGCACCUUUGUUGACAUUCCCUCAGGAGCUUUUCUUCGGAAAUUCACUGAGUUUCAGAUUAAGCAGGGGCUCAGAGCUGUGCUGGAGGGGCUGAAGCAUAACUUGGAUGUCUUAGCACUGCUACCCUGUAUCAAAGACAUGGAUGAGACUGACCUCAGAAUAGUAAUGUGUGCUAUGUGCUGGGAUCCCUUUAGUGUUGACCUCAUCCUCUCACCUUUCUUGGAAUCACAUUGCUGUAGUGCAGGACAGCCAGGCCAAAGCAAUACGGUAAUUCUGGACAAGAUUAUUGGGGACAGCCGGAAAAGGAUCCAAGUCACUAUACUCUCGUACCACUCAGCAAUUGGUGUCCGUAAAGAUGAACUUGUGCAUGGCUAUAUUCUGGUCUACUCUGCUAAACGCAAAGCGUCAAUGGCAACCCUACGGGCAUUCUUGGCUGAAGUCCAAGAUGUGAUCCCUGUCCAGAUGGUGGCGAUCACAGACAGCCAGGCAGACUUCUUUGAGAAUGAUGCCAUUAAGGAACUGAUGACUGAAGGAGAACACAUUGCCACAGAGAUUGCUGCCAAGUUCACAGCACUCUAUUCCCUGUCACAAUAUCACCGCCAGACAGAGGUUUUUACACCCUUUUUCAACGAAGUGCUAGAGAAAAAGCCAAGCAUUGAGAAGGCCUUCCUGCUCGACAGCUCUUCACGCGACUGCACUACUGGAGCCAGUGAAGACGUUUUCUCCACAUUGCCCCAUAGCCAUUUGCCAGCUUACAACACCUACUAUCCUGAAUCUGAUGAUGAUAAUGAGGCUCCCCCACCUUACAGUCCAAUAGGUGAUGAUGUUCAACUUCUUCCUACACCCAGUGAGCGGGCAAAGUACAGGAUUGACCUAGAGGGAAAUGAGUAUCCUGUUCAUAGCACAGCUAUAGGAGACCAUGAUCGCAACCACAAAGUGCCUCCACCUGUCCGGCCUAAACCGGUGCUCCCUAGGCCUAAUGUGAAAAGGCUGGACCCCAACCUACUUAAAACCAUUGAGGCUGGCAUGCGAAGCAAUCGCAGGAUGCCUUGUGGCCCAGUCACACACACCGAAGAUGUUGAAGCAUCAGACAACUAUGCAGAACCUGUUGACACCCUUGUUCGGUCCAGAGGUUUCCACAAUGAUGACAUUUAUGUUGUGCCUGAAGACUCUCACAGCCGUCUGGUGAAAAUUAAAAACUCCUUUGGUGGACUGCAUGGCCUUCAUUCAGUAGGAGACGAGGAGAAUGGAUUUGAUCGAAGGUCUCAGGCUAUGAGGCGACCUUCUAAAUACAAGCAUCGUUCUAAAAUCCUUUUCAGCAAAACAAAGGCCUAUCAAAGACGAAUCCACUCUGACAGUGAUGGUGAGGAGUUUUGCCCUGCCACACAGAAAAAGAAAAAGGGAAGAGCCCACAGAGGCAGUGAGGAAGACCCACUUCUCUCCCCAGCUGACCCAUGGAAGAUUGGUAUAGAUAAUCCUGCAAUCACCUCUGACCCUGAGCAAGACGAUAAGAAGAUGAAGAAGAAAAAGACACCAAAGACACCAAAGGACCAGAAAAAGCCGAAAUCAACCAAGCCCCCAAAGGCACUUUACCCACCCACUCGGAGAACCUGGGAGAGCAACUAUUUUGGAGUUCCCCUGCAGAAUCUGGUGACUCCUGAGCAUCCCGUCCCGCUCUUCAUUGAGAAAUGUGUUGACUACAUAGAACUUACAGGUUUUACAACUGAGGGCCUUUAUCGUGUCUGUGGAAACAAGACAGACCAAGAUAACCUUCAGAAACAAUUUGAUCAAGAUCACAGCAUUGACUUUAAAGAGAUGGAUGUCGCAGUGAAUGCUGUUGCUGGAGCGUUGAAGGCAUUUUUCGCUGACCUGCCUGACCCAUUGAUCCCCUAUGCCUUGCACCCAGAGCUGGUGGAAGCUGCAAAACUCAUGGACUACAUCGAGCGACUGCAGGUGUUGCGAGAGAUUGUGAAAAAGUUUCCUUCCAUCAACUACCAGGUCUUCAAAUACAUAAUCACACACCUUAACAGGGUGAGCCAGCACAGCAAGACUACUCUGAUGACAGCCGACAACCUGUCCAUCUGCUUCUGGCCAACUCUCAUGCGUCCUGACUUUGAGAACAAGGACACACUGUCGACCACAAAGCUAAACCAGGCAGUCAUUGAGACUUUCAUUGUGCAGAGUGACUAUUUCUUCCAUGGAGGUGAAGUGGCAGAGAGCUCCAGCAGUGAGGGGACGCCACCACCACAUUGCCACAACAUGGUGGAGGCUCUUCUGCCUCUGCAGCUUCCCCCACCUCUUCAACCACAGCAGAUACAACACCCAUUGCCCUCUGAUCCACUCAUUUAAAACACCAUUAAGCAUUGUGGAACAUUAGGAGUUUAUUAUGUGCUUCUAGCUGCAGUCUUCAUGAAAAGCUGGAGGUCAUUCUCAGUUUUUCAAAUCAGUGGUUGGCUGAUGUCAGUGGAACACAUCAUAAGCGUCAGUUAAUUUUUCUCCUGCUACUUCUGCAUCUUCUUUCAGCUUUGAGGUUUAGAGACACAUUACUCAUUUAUUAAAUCAGUCCUUAUCUGGGAGAUCUGCUCCUUUUCAAGCCAAAUCUGUGAUUAUGGAAUUGCAAUUGCACGUCACAUUUUGGAAUGCAUUUCUUAGAUAUCCUUUCACUACUGGUUGAAUACAGUGAUGAAUAUUUGAAUGGGCACAUAGUGCUAGUUCUUUAUCUGUGUCACACUUAGUUUCACGGAAUUCUUAGAAACAUUUGGGGCAAAGACUCCAUCACUACCUUCUCUACCACUGUUAAAAGCCCGACCUUCCUGAUGCCAGCUCUUAGGCACAACUGUAGGGAAUUUAGCAUUACAACUACUACUCUAAUCUAAAAAAACUGACAUUGAAACGCAGACCGAGGGGAUUUCAGUCUUCCUGCAAAUUUUGGCACAGGAAAAACAGCGUUUACUCAGUCAGUUUGGGACACGGAUGAGACUGACAUGUGAAAUUUACAAACAGAAUGUUUGAACUUGAUGCCCUGCACCUUUAACAUUUUUUGUAGGUAAUGGGUGAAACUCUGAUUUUCAGUACUAAAUUAUGUGAUCAGACAACACCUUUCCCACGAUACAAGCUUAAAGGAACUCCCUUAAAGGAUAGUCCAUGCACGAUUGGUGUCAGUUGUCUAUGUUGCAAUUUCGUGUCUGUUUGCUUCUUUUAUCGUGUCAUGUAUUUAUAUAUUUUGGUAAUAUCUGAUUUUUGUCCAUGUUGUGUGUCAGAUUGGGCGUGUGUUGGUUGUUGUGUAAUGAUGAUAUGUGUGAUGGUUUUUGUACAAACUUACCUGUGGUCUGUUUUCCAGCCUGUUGGUAUCUUCCUUUUUCAGGGAAGGGUGGAUUUUCAAGGGAAAAGGCAUAUAAACAUGAAUACAUACCGAAUGAUAUUAGAGGACCAGACUUCAGAACUCUCCUGCUGAUCUGUUUUAUUUCUGUUUAGUUUCUUUAGUGGAGACACCUCCCCAUGUCAUCUUGGCAUGUACACUGUUAAAGAAGUAGUCUUCAAGUCGGCUUAUUUCCUUCACAUUUUUUUUGUCUCAAAAUCUGCAUGCACAAUUUUAGCAAAUUAAAACACUUAAAGCCCUUGUUAGGAUCUGCAUCUCUUUAUCUGACUUUUUUAAGAGCAAUAUUUUAACAAAAAAAUCAAAUGUUUGCAUUAGUCUUUUUUGUUCUUGGAAGACAUCAAGUCUUUAUCAUAUUUUUUGUUACAUGUUAAAUAUGUUUCCCUCAAUAGAGGAAAGUAGGUUAAAUAUAAGUCUAUAUAUAAAUAUCUAAUUCUCUCAGCAGCACGAGAUUCUCAUAUAAUGAACUACCACGGGGUACUGGAUUGUAAUCUGUCACAAGCUAUGAUCAUAUAAGGGUAAAUUAAUUUUCUUUUUUUCUGAUUAUGUGAAUGUGAGUGAGUGCACAUUUAGGGUAAGUAGGGGGAGUGUGUGGGUUAGGAUUGUUGGUUGUAGUAGAUCAGCACAACUUAAAAGGAAAGGGAAAAAGUUUCAUUCUUCAUCUGUGAUACUUUAAGCAGCACAAUGUUACUAAAAUGUAACCUUUCCCAGUCUGCUUCUGUCAUCCUGAGACUAUAUUUCUGAAAUCUACAUCAUUGCCCUGCCUUUGGCAACAGUAUAAUAAAUAUUUAUUACAGCUUAUUUUUUUCAAUCUUCUGGCCAUCGGAUAAUAGAUGUUUUUGCUGAUUGAAAUAGAUAUAUUAUUAAUCUUAAUUUUACAACUCUUAAAAAUUCCAAAAUUGUGUUGUUGUUUUUUUUUCUACAGCAUUUUCUGUAAAGAGUGCAAUCUUUUGGUACUUUACCCUAACUCUGCUCAAAAUUUCAAAAGGAAGCUUCUAAUCUAAAAGCAAACACUAAUGCUUAUGUCUGCAAGGAUUUUCAACACUAAUAUUGCCAUAGUUCUGUUAUUAUUUAGCACAUAGUUGGUCAGCAGAAGCACGAAAUGUCUUUACAAGAAAACAUUUUAGAAUUUGUAAUUAAAGCAUAUAUUCACCAUAAGAAACCUUUUUGAGAUUUCCUUUCUCCAAAAACAAAUGAAUAGAAAAGCACCAGUUUUCAGAGUGCUAGAUAAAACUCCAGAUGUUAUCACAAUCUGAUGUCCAAUACUCAUCUUUUAUUCAUGUGAAAUAGCUUUCUUUCAGCCCUUAUAUACUUGGGGUUAGCAGAAGUUUAUUUGAAUCCAACAUAUUUUAUUUUUAACACUUUAAAAUGUACAAUGACAAUGUAUUUUUUCUUUUUAAACCAAUACCAUAGUUGAGUGAUAGUUUUUUUCUUUUGCCGUGUCUCUUAACAAAACCUUUAAAGUCUCAGUUUGGGUGAUUGAGGAAAAACCCUUUCUGAAGCCGGGCUUAAAUGUGGAAUGAAGUUGCUAACUGAACCAUUCAUGAGUCUCACCUAUAGAAAAUGUAAUAUUGUGGUAACUCAGAGGUAUUUUACAUUAUAAUGUUAGUAUUUCUGAACAAGUCCUGUGACAUGCAGCUGCUGCUGCCUUUGAAACCGAUGCUUUGUAAAGUAAAUUAAAAUAGUAACAAAGCAUAUGUAAGCAUAUUCUAUUUCAGUGAAUUUUUUAAAGAAUGUUUAUCCAAAGGUGUAUAAUCUGUCACUGGCUACUUUUUGUUGCUUAUUUGCUUUGUCCCUUUUCCACCCUCGGUAUUUGUCAAAUAUACUCAGAACCCAUAGCUUUUCGUGGAAGAAAAGUUAUAAAAGAUAGAUUCAGAUGUGUUGCCAUAUAAAAUGUUUCCACACCGGAUACUUUAAGGCUAUGUUAAAGUAUCCUUUUUUGAUAGUCCUCCUGUACUAUUUAAAGUUUACAAACAUUUCCUGACAUGUGUUAAGUAAUUAUGGCUUUAAAAAAAAAAGUGCCAAAACUUUGUAAAGCACUGGACAUAAAAAUAUAAGAGGAGACAAACUGUAAAGGUUGAAGAAAACAUAUAAAAUACUUUGGAUUUUAAUUUGAGAUCAGACCUUUCACUGCUAAAGAUUUGUCUGCCACCACAAAUCAAAUUUAAAAGACAUUUUGGAAUGUGUAUCAAAAGAGGCUAAAAAAGUUUAAAAAUUUCAUGAAAUUUGAUGGUGUUAUAGCGAAAUUAAUAUGGCAUUUAUGUUUAUAUUGCUGGACUGGAGGGUAUUCUUUGAAGGCACAUGAAAAAGGUAAUGACUGGAUCACUCUUAUUUACAUAAGAUUUUCUUUUUUGGGGGUGUUACCAGCUGCUAGGUAUAAUAAAACAAUGAAGUCUAGGGCUUUUUAUCUGUAGUUUUUAACCAGUGAUCAGUUCCUUUUAUUUACUUUUUUGUUAAAGUCUCCCCAUUAUUCAUACCAGUGUACAAACUAUUAUUAGUCAAAGAAAGAUUUUCAGAAAUAAAGAACAUCUGAAAAUUUU